CCCAAAAAAACAAAAAAGAAAGAAAAGAGUAGUGUGUGGUUAGCUAGCUGUUUGUCUAUUGGAAUAGUGUGUGAUCAUUUUCCUUUCACUCUUUUUUUAUUUUUUUCUUUUACCCUGUGCAAAGAAAUGGAGGCUCUUUUUCUUUCUGUGUCUUCUUCAUCCAUAGUCCGAAGAAGUAAUUCUUGUUUCUUGAUCAGAAAGCAUGAUGUAUGCCGCAUGCAGUCAGCAGCAUUGAGGGUCAGGAACAUGGUGCACAGCCAGGGUGGCAGUGGAAACAAUGUUGUGAAAUCAAGUAACAUAUCAUAUGUUGUGACAGAGAGGUCUGCCACCCUGGAGCAAGGAAGCAAGGCGGCUUUAAUGGAGUCUACAGCAGGGAGCUUGAUUUUGGCGCCAAACGGGAAUGUCCAAACAGAUGUUGGGAUGAAGGAUUUGGUGCCUUAUGAUGGUGGGAGCUCGUCAACAGCUCUCGUUGAGAAGCAUGAUGAUGGCAUUGGUAUUGUCAAGUUCCUCCGGGGCAAAUCUUUCCUCAUCACCGGUGGAACUGGCUUUUUGGGGAAAGUGAAAUUUGCCACACAAUGCCAAAAGCUCAAACUCUUCCUCCAUGUGUCAACUGCUUAUGUUAAUGGACAACGGCAAGGAAGAAUCAUGGAGAGACCAUUCUGCAUUGGUGACAGCAUCGCAGGUGAAAGAGCAGGGAAUGGAAUUCACCAAAACUCAAUCCCUAAGCUGAAUGUUGAAGAUGAGAUGAAGAUGGUUCUGGGAGUUAAAGAAACACUCCAAGAGAGUGAAAUGUUUCAUAAGAUGAAAGAACUUGGCCUGGAGAGAGCAAAGAAAUUCGGGUGGCAAGACACAUACGUAUUCACAAAGGCGAUGGGAGAAAUGAUGAUUGAUGAUCUGAAGGGCGACAUACCUGUUGUUAUAAUCCGGCCUAGUGUCAUUGAAAGCACACACAAAGAACCUUUCCCUGGAUGGAUGGAAGGAAACAGGAUGAUGGAUCCAAUUAUUUUGCACUAUGGGAAAGGGCAACUUACGGGAUUCCUCGUAGACCCAAACGGGGUACUUGAUGUGGUUCCAGCAGACAUGGUUGUUAAUGCAACCUUGGCAGCAAUGGCAAAGCACGGGAUAGCUGGAAAACCAGGAACUAAUAUUUAUCACAUUGCUUCAUCUGUUGUGAACCCGUUAGUCUUCAAGGACCUGGCCAGGUUGUUGUAUGAACACUUCCACUCUAAGCCAUACAUCGACUCCAAGGGAAAACCGAUUGAUGUCCCAACAAUGAAGCUUUUCAGCUCCAUGGAAGCCUUGUCAUCCCACUUAUGGCGUGACACAAUUAACAAAAGUGGACUAACAAUGUUGGGCAAUACUAAUGGAAAGCUAUCUAGCAAAAUCCAAAAUGUCUGCAGAAAAUCAGUGGAGCAAGCUAAGUACUUGGCCAGCAUCUAUGAGCCAUACACUUUCUAUGGUGGAAGGUUUGAUAACAGCAAUAGUCAGAAGUUGAUGGAAUGCAUGUCUAAGGACGAAAGAUGGCAAUUCGGGUUUGACGUUGAGAGCUUGGAUUGGAAGCAUUACAUAUCAAACGUCCACAUUCCCGGGCUAAGGAGGCAUGUCAUGAAAGGAAGAGGGUCGUUGUGUGGCUGAGGGUGCCAACCACACAAUAAUGCUGCUAGAAUGCUAAUAUUGGCAGCUUAUUGUAAUGGAAGUAUAGUUGUGUCCUAAUUUUUCUUUCCUUUUUAUGUUUUCCUGGCUUUCUUUUUCUCCAACAAGAUGGGGGCAAAGAAAUUGCAUGUUGAUUA
This is a messenger RNA of Cuscuta campestris, 1790 nucleotides long. Lineage: Eukaryota; Viridiplantae; Streptophyta; Magnoliopsida; Solanales; Convolvulaceae. The record is from the annotation of a GenBank genome assembly.